This is a messenger RNA of Cololabis saira (Pacific saury), 1336 nucleotides long. Its product is annotated as zgc:103586. The coding region runs from base 175 to 585 and encodes 136 amino acids. Gene Ontology annotation, molecular function: cytidine deaminase activity; zinc ion binding. Gene Ontology annotation, cellular component: cytosol. The transcript has 5 exons. The record is from RefSeq and is a predicted model, not a curated record. NCBI's taxonomy places the organism in Eukaryota, Metazoa, Chordata, Actinopteri, Beloniformes, Belonidae.
UCAUGUGCACCAUGUGCCAUGAGACCAUUUACUCAUCGUGGUUGGUGUUCAAACCAUCAACUAUCCCAGGCAGCAGCACGAGUCAAACUGACACAGUCGAAACAUUUCAAGGAGUUUUAGCUGCUUAAAGUUUCACAGUCCAGAAAAAACCCUGCGAGACAGAUUUAAUCGACGAUGACAGAUAAAGUGAAAGAGCUGGUCUCAAAGUGCUUGCAGGCCCGUGAUAUGGCGUACUGUCCUUACAGCGCCUUCCCCGUCGGUGCCGCCAUCCUGACAGCAGAUGGCGCUAUAAUCACAGGCUGCAACGUGGAGAAUGCUUCUUAUGGGCUGACGGUGUGUGCUGAGAGGACGGCCGUCCAGAGAGCUGUGAUUGAGGGACACAGAAAGUUCACUGCCAUCGCCGUGACAUGUGACAUCAAAGACCAAUUUGUUGGACCUUGUGGAGCAUGCCGACAGGUUCUCCUGGAGUUCGGAUCAGACUGGACUGUGUAUUUGACCAAGCCGGAUGGAUCUUAUAAGGAAACCAGCAUCAGGGAGCUGUUGCCUUUAGCCUUUUCUCCUGAUGUCCUUGCAAAGAAGCAGUGAGCAUAACAUCUUUCGAUGACAGAGGUGUCAUUGAUGUUAUUAUAACCGGGCCAAAAAGACAAUGCUGUGAAUAUAUAACAGAUUUUUAUGUUGCUUUGUAAACGCUGUUAGGGAGUAAGUACUAACAUGUAACCGAGUGUUAUAAUUCCAUGUUAAAUGCACUUGUAAUACAUCUACCUAGAAAAAUAUAAAAAAAACAAUGAGGUUACUAUGCCAAAUGAUGAUGUUUACAAAUGUUUUACAUCUGAGUUUAUUUUCUAGUGCCUGUAGACUUAAGGUUGAAUACCCUGUUUAAAACAUAUAUUACAAACACAAUAAAGACUACUCACAUUUCACAUUAAAUGUAUUUCAUUAAGUAAACAAAAUUGUUUAUUGCUUAUUUUUCAACGUGUUCAGAAGUGACUGUCUAGAAUUUGUUUCGCUCAAGAAAUAACUAAAUGACAGUAAUAUUUUGAAACUUGUAAUGAAAUCAAUCAAACCUAUUUUGUAAAACAAGUAUUUCAUUAAAAUCAUCACUAUUGCUGUCAUUAUUUUUAUCAUUAUUAUCAGAGGUGUCAAGUAACAAAGUACAAAUACUUCGUUACCUUCCUUAAGUAGAAAUUUUGGUUAUCUAUACUUCACUGGAGUAAUUAUUUUUCAGACGACUUUUUACUUUUACUCCUUACAUUUUCACGCAAUUAUCUGUACUUUUUACUCCUUACAUUUUAAAAAUAGCCUCGUUACUCUAUUUCAUUUCGGCCUUUAAAAAAAA